Symbiodinium sp. CCMP2592 is the source of this 336-nucleotide messenger RNA. The record is from the annotation of a GenBank genome assembly. NCBI's taxonomy places the organism in Eukaryota, Dinophyceae, Suessiales, Symbiodiniaceae.
AUGGCACACACGAUGCCUACGCCUAUGCAGAUUGGGAUGGCUGGGACGUGGGCUGGGAAGAUUGGGAAGAAGGCUGGAAAGAAGAUGCCUGGUGGACCUACCAGGAGCCGAGGGCGCCGGCGCGAGUGCGCCGUGUGUUGCCCCCAUCUGGGCCAGCCUGGGUCUCUCAGAGUUCCUCGGACAGGGAGUUGGCGCCCAAAGCCCUCAGCAAGGGCCCCGGUAAGGGCAAGGCCAACGGAGCGCUUCAAACGCCGCCAGGCUUGGAGGUCUCUGGCAAGAGCCGGCCGGAAGGGAAGGCCGGGAAGGAGAAAGGAAAGGCGAAAGGGAAGGGUCUAG